This is a messenger RNA of Rhizophagus irregularis DAOM 181602=DAOM 197198, 1210 nucleotides long. The record is from RefSeq and is a predicted model, not a curated record. Lineage: Eukaryota; Fungi; Glomeromycota; Glomeromycetes; Glomerales; Glomeraceae.
AUGUAUAAUGGUCCAGGAAUUGAAGUAGAGAAUAAAAGUGAAUUUUGGCAUGGUGAACAUAAUAUUAUGAUAAAUUCAGUUGAAUAUUUUACAGGAGACUUUGUUCAUAUUAUGGCAUCAAAUCAAUUAAAUUGUAUUAGAAUAACGUCUAUAAUUCUACAUAACAGUAGAUUAAAGUUAAAAUUGCAGAGAUUUUUAACUUUUGAUGAACUUCCAGCUCAAUAUCAAACAGCUGAUCGUUAUUCUAAUAGUAGUAAUAAAAGAUGGUUAUUAGAAGAUAAACCUAUAAUAGUUGAACCUGAAGUUAUAGUUGGUAAAACAUUAAUUUUUCCUCAAGAUUUUACUAAUCUUCCUAAUUUACAUAUUAAUGGUCAUUUACAACAUCAUGCUAAAACAUUUGCUACAUUAGUAAAUAGUGCUGUUGGAGUUAAAGAAAUGGUUCAUAAAAUAUUUAAAAAUACUGUUUCACAUACAAAUGGAAAAAUGAUAGAAAAGGAUCUAAUAAAAAGAUAUAAUACUUUACAGGCAUUACGUAAUAUCAUAGAUGGUACUUUGGAUUCUCAUUAUAAUAAUUUUUUGGGAAAUGGUUAUUUUCAAGACAAUAUUUUUAGAUUAUUGCUUUCUUCUUGGUUUGCUACAUCAGCAACUAUUUCUAAUACUGAAAAAAUAGCAAUUAAUGAAGCAGUUGAAUCCCCAGAUUAUUCUAUUUAUGAAAUUCUGCUACAAGCUAAAUGGAAACAAUAUAAGAUUUUGCAAAAUAAUUUUGAAACAAAUAUAUCAAUUAAUGGUUAUAUUUACUAUGGUCUUAAAACAGCUUAUAAAGAAUACUUUAACUUUACAGAAUAUCUUCAUAAUACCAAAAUUAUUUAUUUUAAUUAUAUUUCAUAUAAGAUAUCAUCUUGGCUGAUGUGGAUUGCAGCAUUUCAAGGUUUCAACAUCUUGCUAGUAUUUAUUUUGAAGAAAGGAAAUGCUUACUAAAUUUUCGAAUUAAGAUUAUCAAAAUAUAUACACAGGUCAAAUGCUGACAAAUCGGCAUCCAAUUGGAUGCCAAUAGUCAUCCUUAUUUGGUGAUCAGAUGCCGGUUAGGCGGUCAAUUAAUGGUGCAAAUCAGAAUAUAACCGGAUGUGCCAAUUAUAAUAUUACAUAAUAAAAAUAAAUCACACCUGGCACUAUUUAAUUUGACCACUAUUUAAUUUGUCAAAUUAAAUAU